AACCGAAUGAAACUCCCUUACAAGCCGCCAAAAGAGAAGUAUUUGAAGAAACUAAUUUAGUAAUUGAAGAUUUAGAAAUAGUUGGAGAAAUAAAAAUCAAAGAAUUAGAUAAGAUUGACGAUAUUAAAUUUAAGAGAAUAGAUUAUGAAUUUGCUAUUAAUGAACCUUUUUAUCCUAUCAAGUUUAAUAAAAAGUAG
This is a messenger RNA of Paraglomus occultum, 197 nucleotides long. The record is from the annotation of a GenBank genome assembly. NCBI's taxonomy places the organism in Eukaryota, Fungi, Glomeromycota, Glomeromycetes, Paraglomerales, Paraglomeraceae.